Messenger RNA from Cynara cardunculus var. scolymus (artichoke), 1881 nucleotides. Its product is annotated as protein SENSITIVE TO PROTON RHIZOTOXICITY 1-like. The transcript has a single exon. Lineage: Eukaryota; Viridiplantae; Streptophyta; Magnoliopsida; Asterales; Asteraceae. Gene Ontology annotation, biological process: response to acidic pH; response to aluminum ion. The record is from RefSeq and is a predicted model, not a curated record. The coding region runs from base 567 to 1685 and encodes 372 amino acids.
UGGCUACGUAGGUGAUUCCCAACAUUACAAGUCUGUAACGCAUGAAGGUUCACAGGUAACCUGUCCAGGGCACGAAGCAAAGAGAAAAGAAAUUCCUCGGCAGAUUUAUUAUUCUCUUUGGGACUACCAUCACCGAUCUUCCCCUUGUGGAUCUCUUGAAGCCAUUCAUCCAAAUCAGAUGCUCCCCUAGCUGGCAGAAGCUGUAGAAAUUGCAUUAGCAGACACCAUGGUAACUGUUUGUAGUUGCUGUACUUCUUGACUGAUAAGGUUGGGUCGCCUGAUCUUUGAAAAAGCGCAUGCCUGUGAGUUUCAAAAGGAAUCAAUUGAUAUCAAACAAUACUGCAUCACCAAGGGCAGUUUCAAGAGAAAAUAAAAUCCUAUCUGCAGUCGUUUCAACGGAUGAAACUUCUUCAGACUUAACUACUACAUCCUGUGAUAUUUGGUAAUAUUUUGGCUCUAUAUUUGGCUCGUCCUUUUCUUUUGGUAAUAUCCACCGGUGUUUGACUCCCACGAUUCUCGUCACUUCCCACCUGUCCACCGCAAUUGACUCAUCCUCACGAUCGCCGAUGAACUCAGACGACCCUGCCGAUGCCGCCGAUAGACUUCAGGUCCCGCUCCUCAACCUCUCCAAGGUGCGAUCGCGAAUAGACCAUGUCCAACGAUUCCUUUCGGAUUCACUCAACAGCAACACUGUCAUAGGAGAAGCGCAGAUGGAGAUUGUUUCCAAGGAGAUCAGCUCUGCCAUCAACCAAGUAAUCGUUAACGGAACUGCCCUUCUCUCCUGCUCUCGACUCCCAAAAUCAAAAUCAGAAAAAACCAAUGCUUCCGAACCGUCAACAAGUUUGACUUUUGAUGGGAAAAACUUGUCGGAAUCGGAUCUGAAUUUGAAUAAUUUGAAGCAUGAUAUGGAGUUAGGGUUUCCGAAAACAGAGGUUUUCGAUGAUGAAAAUGGAGUAGACUGGGAUAUUGUAGAGCUUGAUGCUGUUGAACUACUAGCGGAACACUUACAUUUCUGUAAUAUUUGCGGGAAGGGUUUCAAACGAGAUGCAAAUCUGCGAAUGCAUAUGAGAGCUCAUGGGAACAAGUUCAAAACCCUCGAGGCGCUUGCGAAGCCUGAGAAAUCAGUAUUGGCUUCUGAGUCGGGUCGUGGUGGGAGGACGAGGUUUUCGUGCCCAUUUGGUGGGUGUAGCAGGAACAAACUGCACAAAAAGUUCAGGCCCUUGAAGUCUGUCAUCUGUGUGAAAAAUCACUUCAAGAGGAGUCAUUGCCCUAAGAUGUAUUCUUGCAAUCGGUGCCAUAAGAAGAAUUUCUCGGUGCUGGCUGAUCUGAAAAGCCAUUUGAAGCAUUGUGGAGAGACAAAGUGGAAAUGUUCAUGUGGGACAAGUUUCUCAAGGAAGGAUAAGUUGUUUGGGCAUAUGGCUCUUUUUGAGGGACACAUGCCUGCCAUGCCGGAAGAGGUGGUGGCCGAGGAGGAUGAGAAGGCAAAAGGGGUGGCGGCACUGGUGGUGGAAAAUGCAGAGGAUGGGAGUAGUAAUCCUGUGAAGGGGAUGGAUUGGGUUGAUGACAACAUGGAUGAUGGGUUUUUCAAUGGAUUGCUUGAUGGGUUGGGUUCAAUUGGCGAUGACUUUUGCAUACAGGAUAUACUUGGUGGUUCUUCUAAUAUUGGUACCGAUUGGAGUUUGUAGGCCUUUAACAAGAUCAGGUAUGCGUGCUAGAUUGUCUUCCAUGUAUACCUGCUGUUUGGAGCACAUAUAGAUGACAUGCAUGUUAUAUAUAAUUUCUCUGAUGAUUAUUUGUUCUGUUGUCUUUCUGAAUUCUACUGUAGUUGCUGCUACAAUAUUUCCCUUGGUAUAAAGUGGAAUAAAGUGAGGUUCUUUAUGA